AUGAAGCCGGUCAAGAUAACACUGACCAGUUUACUACUCGUGUGUUUCCUUAGUGUGGUUUCUGGACAUGUUCUCAAUAUCACGGAGAAAAAUAUACACUCGUUAUUGGAUAAAAAGAAGUUUUUGUUGGUGUUAGUCACAAAAUCAAAGUGCACACCCUGUGGCCUAGUCUUUCCCAAGUUUUGGUCAGCCUCCCAGUCGUACGAACAGGAUGUGAUAUUUGGGCGCAUGCGUAGUAAGGCUCUAGCCUUGAAAUAUAAUGUUGAUGUCUUCCCUACCAUCGGGUACUUUGAGGCGGGGAAACAACAGUUCACAAAGUUUGAAGGCGAUAUCACAGUGGAUACCAUUGUGAAUCUUAUUUCCAAUAAAUUGGGCACAGAUUCUGAAGAUGUCAUCAAGGAGUACUCGACACGCCUGGACUCGUACAACUAUCACGAAAUCAUCUCCACUUGGGGACUGAAGGCUAUGAUUCUCCUAUAUGACAACAGUAAGUGGUCAAAUGACGACACUUUUGAAAAAUUCAAAGAACUAGCUCGGAUCUUCAGGAAUGAUGAUGAGGUGUCGUUUCUCCAUUUUGACGUACGAACAGAGCCCGAGCUUCGUAAACAGUUCGUGACUGUGGCUUUCCCAUCGUUGUUCUGGAUAGAAAAUGGUGAUAAGCAAGUGAAGAAGCGUUACGGAGGAUCCAUGCGGAAACUGGAGUUUAUGGGCUUUGUGGAAGACCGUACGGGCGUGUCCCGUUCCAAGGAUGGUUCACUUCCUUCCAAGGCAGGACGUAUUUCUGACUUCGAUAACCUCAUCGCAGAUAACAUCGAGGUCAUCAGGAAAGCCACUCAGAUGAGUGAACUACUGGUAGCAGCUAAAGAUAUCGCCAAGAAAUACGAAAUGAAUGAAUUUGCUGAUUAUUAUAUCUAUCUGCUGGAGUUUGUAGAACACCACGGAAAAGUGGACACGCUAGACGAGGAACGAAUGGCAGUUCUGAAGGCCCUUGCAUAUACUGACGAGGUGACCUUUCCGAAAACUGUGGAAUACUUCACCAAAAGGAAGAACAUUCUCAACCAGUUGGUGGAUGAACUCGGUAAGGCUGUUUUUAAGAAAAAUAAAUACCAGUCUGAAUUUGUCCAUGUCCAGGACAUCAAACCAAAGAAGGAGUACGUGAGGAAAAUGCCAUCAAUUGUCAGCGCAGACGAGGGAGACGAAGAGGAAAACGAUAGAGAUGUGGUGGAAAAACCAAAGAUUCAUCUUCACGAGGAAUUGUGA
This is a messenger RNA of Ylistrum balloti, 1260 nucleotides long. RefSeq lists its product as uncharacterized. The record is from RefSeq and is a predicted model, not a curated record. Gene Ontology annotation, biological process: protein folding. Lineage: Eukaryota; Metazoa; Mollusca; Bivalvia; Pectinida; Pectinidae. Bases 1 to 1260 code for a protein of 419 amino acids. Gene Ontology annotation, molecular function: protein disulfide isomerase activity. The transcript is spliced from 11 exons. Gene Ontology annotation, cellular component: endoplasmic reticulum.